AUGCAAAGGCGGUCGGUGACGCCAUUAGACGAGCGCCAGCAGCGCGGCGAGCGGGGAGCGCCGUGGUCCCCGCCGCCUCUCAACCCGCCGCUUCCCACCCUGCCGCCUCCGCCUCCGCCGCCUCCGCCUCCGCCUCCGUGGGGCCCUCCGUGUCUGCCCAGCUCGGCCCGCGGCUCCCGGAGGAGCAGCGGAGCGCGGGGCCCGGCGCGGGCGCGGGGUGCGGCCAUGGCAGACGGUGCGGGAGCAGGCGCGGCGGGCCAGGCCUCGGGACCGGCGGGGGGCUCCACUGGGGCGGGCGGCCCGGUCAAUCCUGCUUCGCUGCCUCCGGGAGACCCGCAGCUCAUCGCUCUCAUAGUGGAGCAGCUCAAGAGCCGCGGUCUGUUUGACAGCUUCCGCCGGGACUGCCUGGCCGACGUGGACACUAAGCCAGCUUACCAGAACCUGAGGCAGAAGGUGGAUAAUUUUGUGUCAACACAGCUGGACAAACAGGAAUGGAAUCCUGCAAUGAACAAGAACCAGUUGCGAAAUGGGCUGAGGCAGAGCGUGGUUCAGUCAGGCAUGUUGGAAGCAGGCGUGGACAGGAUCAUUUCUCAAGUGGUAGACCCUAAACUAAACCACAUCUUCAGGCCACAGAUAGAGCGAGCAAUCCAUGAGUUCCUGGCUGCCCAGAAAAAAGAAGCUGUGCCAGCUCCCCCUCCAGAACCUGAAAGCCAGGAUCCUCCAGUGCCAUCCCAAGAUGCUUCCUAAGAUUUGAAUAUGCCCGAUACCUUUGGAAAGCUCUAUUUAAUGAAGAAAUGGAUUCCUGUUUCAUCCAAAUAUAACUUUAGUCGACUAUGUCAUUACUGAUGUCAGGAUUUUGGACUUGACUGUGGUGGUGUCCACAUUGGAUGGAGAGCAAGAUUGCUGAUGUGGGACAGUUACCCGUACUUGCUCGUGGAUUGUGUCACCUUUGAGCAGCCUGUCGAAGGGUAUGACCCCAGUAGACACUACAGAGGUUUAAGCACUACAGUGACAUGGGCUGUCCUGAACGAACCUUUAUACUUGAACAGAGACACUGCAUGGGGAUGUUAGCGCUUGCGCUCUGUGGUAUGCAGAAGCCAGGCUGGAGGCUAGCUGGUCAGGACAGCAAGAGUCAGUGGGACCAGCUGUUGGACAGUGGGUUUUGAUACUGUUGCUAGGUUACAGACUGGAACGUGUGGCAGUUAGCAUCAUAGCCUUAAGGUUGUGGUGACCUUCCUAGUGGUUUUCUUUCCUUGUCAGAGGUAGUGUUGCAGCCCUGGAGUAAGUAAGGAAGCUGAGACUUGGGGUAUACAGAAAGCCCCACAGCUUCUGUCCUGGCGUCUCCCUGUCACAGGGGUGAGUCACUCUGGGUGAGGUGCUCAGUUCUCAUGUUUGUGUUUUUAGAAAAAAACCUGCUAAUAACUAGUGGAUGUUUUACAAUAAAGUCGUUUGAUGAUCUUUCCCUAAA
This is a messenger RNA of Arvicanthis niloticus (Nile rat), 1468 nucleotides long. It is a transcript of the gene Bod1, whose product is annotated as biorientation of chromosomes in cell division 1. Lineage: Eukaryota; Metazoa; Chordata; Mammalia; Rodentia; Muridae. The record is from RefSeq and is a predicted model, not a curated record.